GUUACACUCCUGAGAUUUGGAAUGUUAUGGACACUGUUGCUAUAGACAGUGUUUCUGUCAGGGCAGGAUUUGGAAGACAACUUCCACAUCAUUUUUGGGUUGUAGAUGUGUUUUUCACCAGAACAGAAAUGCUAUUUUCAUAAUCUGCUUUUUAUCUUGCCUUUUUGUAAGUCGAAUCUCUGGUUUACAAAAUAUCCAGUUGGUCAGAGUUUAUUCUGAUAAAUACCAUGGUGCUUCAAUUGGUGUUACUUUCUGAAAGCAGCUGGGCUUGGGUGUAUAAGGGUCUUGUUUGCAAAACUCACCUGGGUAUAAAAGAACUCAGGUAGUGGGCAGGUGGAAAUUUAAAUGGGCUGAAAAUCUGAUGCUUCACUUCUCUGGGCUACUUGAAACUGGCAUAUGGCUAAGACAUCUGCAGACUUGGCAACUUCUUGCACCCGCCUAAAAGUUCACCAAGACAAACUUAGGAUGGCUGUGGCACCUUUGCCUCUCCAGUGCCUGGAGCCAGCAUCUGCGGCAGCCUGAGUCCUAAGAGAAAGUCUCUCACCUAGGAAUCUGCCCGUGGAAGGGAGGCAGAAGGAAGUUGCUUCCUUUGGUGCAGGAGUGAGUCUGUAGCUACGGCUGCCGCGGAGGAGAAUGGGGGAUUUCUGGCAUUCCUUCUCUGAGAGGCUGGCGCAGCCGUGCCGUGGAGUUGCAUGCGUCUUGCCUUCGGAGCUCUUCCACCUCGGCAGCAACCUUCCUCUCCUUUGUUUUCUUUCGCCCUAUUUUGGAGUUUUAUAAAAGCCUUUUGUUAUGGAAGAUGGAGAAACAAAGAAAGAGGAAAUCGCAUGCUGUAAUUCUGACAGCAAAUCUAUUUUCUCACCGAAUGGAACUGUAAUAAUGCGUGUAGCGUUUUGGCAAGGCACCUUCUGUAAAUAAACCUUCCCAGGAGUUUCUGACCUACUCCAGGACCCAUAGGAAACUUUUCUUGCAGUGCAGGGGGGCGAGGAGGCCCCUUACCUCGCAGCUCUCCUUUCAGGCGGGACUUUUAUUCUGACAGGCACACCGCCCAUCCAGUUUUGCGCCUGGGACUGCUUGCCAAGUUUGUGAGGCCCAAGGCUUUCUUGUGGGAGGACGCUGGGCUGUCUUCAUGCUCUUUGGCAAUGAUUAAAGUGAGGAACAAGACUACCAACGGAGACUGCCGCAAAGACCCCCGGGAGCGGAGCCGCAGCCCCAUUGAGCGUGCCGUGGCACCUACCAUGAGCCUGCACGGCAGCCACCUGUACACGUCCCUCCCCAGCCUUGGCCUGGAGCAGCCCCUCGCACUAACCAAGAACAGCCUGGAUGCUAGCAGGCAGGCCGGCCUCUCGCCCACACUGACCCCAGGGGAGCGGCAACAGAACCGGCCCUCCGUGAUCACCUGUGCCUCAGCUGGCGCCCGCAACUGCAACCUCUCACACUGCCCCAUCGCACAUAGCGGCUGUGCUACACCUGGCCCUGCCAGCUACCGGAGGCCACCGAGCGCCACCACCACCUGUGACCCUGUGGUGGAGGAGCAUUUCCGCAGGAGCCUAGGCAAGAACUACAAGGAACCUGAGCCGGCACCCAACUCUGUGUCCAUCACAGGCUCCGUGGAUGACCACUUUGCCAAAGCUCUGGGUGACACGUGGCUCCAGAUCAAAGCGGCCAAGGACGGAGCGUCUAGCAGCCCUGAGUCCGCCUCUCGCAGGGGCCAGCCUGCCAGCCCCUCUGCCCACAUGGUCAGCCACAGUCACUCCCCCUCCGUGGUCUCCUGAAGGGAGCGCCUCCUCCAACAACACGUGGAUGUGCAUGGUUUGCCUGAGCUUUGAACAGUCCGUGCUUUUAAAAAAAAAAAAAAAAAAAAAAAAAAAAAUGGGGGUGGGGGGAAGGGAUGGUUUAUUCGCAAAAACCAUGUUGUUGGGAUUUUUGUUGUUUUGUACUUGCUUGGUAUCCGUACAGGGGCGCCCUCAAACAUGAUAGCAGGAACUACGUGUGGAACAUCUGUCUAAUGUAGCAUCCUUACUUCCUGCCUCAGUUACCAAAGAAACCUCUGAUGCAGGUCUGCUGCCCCGACAGGGCCAGGACUCCACAGCGCUUUCUCAGUCACAAGCCAUGAUGAAUUGGUGACUCAGACGCUUUGUGCUUUUUCCUUUGCUUCUUGAGACCGGGGUGUGUGCAGCUCAGCUUCCACGGCGUGUUUGGUUCGGUCCGUGUGUGUGCGUGUGUAUACUUGAAGAGAACUGUCGUGUCUGAUUUGCACUAUUGGAGGAGGACUAAAGUUGCCUGCCAACUUUGUGUGAUGCCAGAACUGAGGGCAAACUGCUGAAAAACAAAGGGUUUAAGGAUGACAUUUCUGACCAUUUGUGUUUGUUGUUACUGUUUUUUUUUAAUCUAGACAAUACAGCUUUGGAAGGGGAAGUCUCAUACAGGUUAUAGGUCUUUCUCUCUCUAGAUUUCAGGUGCUUGCAACUGGACUGCAGACUCUACCAAUCACGGGCAUUUUACUUUCUCUGAACACUGCAGUUUGUUAGACUAGAGCUGAGGUUGGAGGAUUCCGUAGUGCUUUAAACGUGAUGCAUGUUUUAAUGGAGAAAAAAUAGCUGGUUUCUAUUAAUUAUAUAGGCAGUAAACAAAAACCUUAAUACUUCUUUUCAGAACGAGUUUAUUUUUGUCAGUUACAGUCCUAGAUAUACUUACUGCUGGUACAGUUGUGCUCUAAGAUUUGUAUUUGAUAUUCACUUUACUCACAGGUAGUGCGGGAGGCCAGCUCCUGGCAGGCCCUCGCGAUGAGCAGUGGUCAGCUGCGGUGUGGGAUGCUGGAUUGUGCUGCAGGCUGACAUCAUUUAUUUUUGCAUCCUUGUCUGCUUUGUUACAAGCUCCCAGGGGAGGUGGGUUUGUGUCUUCCAACUUCCCUACAUGCAGAAACUGCUCCCUUUGAACUCUCUUGGCUGAACAGCAGAUUACUGACAAUCUGUGAUAUGGUGUUUCUUACGCUUCCUCGUACGCUGGGGCCAAGGUAGUAUACAUUCCUCUGACUUUGUACCAUUAUUACUGCUUUAUUAUUUGCUAUAUUAAUAGUUACUAACUAGAAAUUAGAUGAAUCAAGCAUGACAGACACAGCUGUGGAGGUCACAGCUGCUCCUCUUUUUGGUCAAUGAGCGUUUCUAUUCCCUCCCCCAGGGUGUGUGCUGCGUCCCACCUGGCCCACCAGAAGCUCACGCAGCUGCCACCUGACCAGGUGACGCAGGCGUGGUCACCUCCCCUGCAAGGCUUUAUGGCCUCGUGCACACAGCAGGAGCCCUGGUUUCACAGUUCCACUGUUGGAUUUGGGAACCGGGCACUGGGUGAAAAGGUCAGAGGGUGGCUCUUGCUGUACUCACAGGGUGCUGCAGGCCUUUGGAAAGUGGAGGAAAAGCCCUUCUCCUUGCCCCGCACACAUUUCACUCCCACUCUACUGGGCUUCCAAGCUUGGCUUUGGCAUUCAGGCCCCUAUAUUUUCUGUAGGAAAAAUUCGUUGAGAACACUUUUUUUAUAUAGGUAAUUUUAAGACCAUCAUUACGCUGUGCGUAAAGAAUGUACAGAGAAAUUUGUAGGUAUUUUUUGAAGAACAUUAAUUUGUUAAUGAUAUGUAGCUAUUUAAUUUUUCCCUUUCCUAUUGUAAUCAUUCAUAUUUUUUGUUGUUUGGAAAAAAAAGUUGAUCUUUUUUUUGUCGUAGAUUUGUCUGUAAAAGUGCAGGAACACAGUUAUUCUAUGAGAACACUGCAUCUGCAUUAAUAGCCACUAGUUUGUUAUUGCUACAGGCUACUGAGUGUCGUAACAGGACAACAUCCCACUGCUGACCGGCUCGGUGGAGGACACUCCUGGGACAGGUCUCUUUGUCAGUGAACAAGGGCGUCACUCUGGGAGGGGUCGGCGGUGCUGGCGGCCGGGUCCCUGGUGCACUGACCUAUCUGGGAUAGGCAGUACCCUGGAGGGGGCCUCGGGCAGAGGGGGCAGCAGCAGAAAACCAAACAAACAUUUCACUGAGAAAGAGCCCCCUCCCUGCUCUAAGAAGGGGCUCCGUGAAGUUCUUCCAGAGCCGCGCCACCUGCAGUGCGCUCUGACCUUCUCUCCGUGUGUGUAAAUCUGUAAUAUACCAUUCUCUGUGGCCUGUUUUUCCUGGAAGAAGAAAAAAAAAAAGGUUUGGCAGGCCAUCUUUUUUUUGUACUUAAAAGUAGCCUUAAGAACAAUAAUAAAGUGCUCUUAAACCA
Messenger RNA from Callithrix jacchus (white-tufted-ear marmoset), 4247 nucleotides. RefSeq names its product vestigial like family member 4 (gene VGLL4). Gene Ontology annotation, biological process: negative regulation of DNA-templated transcription. NCBI's taxonomy places the organism in Eukaryota, Metazoa, Chordata, Mammalia, Primates, Cebidae. The record is from RefSeq and is a predicted model, not a curated record. Gene Ontology annotation, molecular function: transcription coactivator binding.